AGGCGGGCGGGCCCUGGCACCGGACCGCAGGCUCCGAGAGGCGGCGGGAGGCGCCAGGAGUGAACGGAAGCCGCGGGAAGGAGCGUGCGGGUGCUUUGUUCCCUCGCCGUAAGGGCCUGCUGCCGGGCGUGUGUUCGUGGACGGAGCUGUUGUAUCGGAAAUCCCGGUCCCCAGCCCUCAGUACUCGGUUCGGGCCGGACCAGACUGGUUCUCGUCCAGGGCCCGCCAUGGCCCAGCAGAGAGCCCUUCCCCAGAGCAAGGAGACGCUGCUGCAGUCAUACAACAAGCGGCUCAAAGACGACAUCAAGUCCAUCAUGGACAACUUCACCGAGAUCAUCAAGACCGCCAAGAUUGAGGAUGAGACGCAGGUGUCUCGGGCUACUCAGGGCGAACAGGACAAUUAUGAGAUGCACGUUCGAGCAGCCAACAUCGUUCGAGCUGGUGAGUCACUGAUGAAGCUGGUAUCCGAUCUCAAGCAGUUUCUGAUCCUCAACGACUUCCCGUCUGUGAAUGAAGCCAUCGACCAGCGUAACCAGCAGCUUCGAGCCCUGCAGGAGGAGUGUGACCGCAAGCUCAUCACCCUGCGGGACGAGGUCUCCAUUGACCUAUAUGAGCUGGAGGAGGAGUACUACUCGUCCAGGUACAAAUAGGGCUGGACUGCCAUGCAGGUGCUGCCUGCUGCCUGCCCAGACCAGCUAGGGCCUGCAAUGGCCUUGUGUUUUUCCAAGUUCUCCUUGGCAGCAGAGCCCCUGACUAGCUCGUUUGACGGACAGACAGUCAUAGCCAGCCACCAGCAGGGGCCCAGGCCUUCCCUUCAAUGAAGAGGGAUGAAAACACAGGACUUGGUUGUGUGUCAACGGCUGUGGCCAGAAAAGGGUAUCCCCCAGGGGGCGAGGAAGCCCUCCAGGGCAACACAGUCUCUGUCUUACUGCUUUAAAUCUCUUGUCUGUCUAGACAGUUUAGUCAAGGCUGGAUUGGCCCCUUGUGGCCUUCCAGGUCUCUAACGACGUUCACUUUCUGGGACAGCCCUGCCUACUGCUUGCUCAGAGAUUCAGUUCCAUGUGAAUGUCAUCAGACUCACAGUGGAGAGGUGGGAUGGGGGAGGGGUAAGGAACUCAAGCAGGGUGGCUUUGACUCCUGGGCCCAAGAUACCUGGAUGUCAGCUCGGCCUUAUUCAUGGAGCUGGAGUCUCCUGGUGUCAGACCUAUGUUAGUCUCAGAGGAUAGCAGCAGGCAGGAUCUGUCACAUAGCUCUCUACAGGGCCACUUAGAAUGUUGAUACCUGAAACUUUCUGAUCCAGAGAGGCCUUGAGAAAUCAAGAGUCCAGUGUAAAAUAUGUCGUCGGAACCGGGCUGGAGAAUGGAGGCCUUGCCCCACCCCAUUAGCUUGAAGUUAAGGUUCCGGUCAGCAGCACCCUGCCUGACUCCCCCUGGUGGUAGGUUUGCUCCUGCUGCUGCUGCACAGAAGCUGCAGUCAACUACAGAUGUCCAGUGCUGCAGUGGACAUCUUGUUCCCAUCUUAGACUCAGUGUCACUGCCAAGCUUCAGUAGUUCUAAAGUUCUCCAGAGAGUUCUGGGGUUAUCUUUGGUCUCAGUGUUCAUCAGCUUAGCAGAAAAGUGGGAGUAUCUACUGUACCCCAAAGUGGCAGAGACUUAGACCAACCCAGGGUGAGUUCCUCACAUCUUCCUGUCACUACCUUGUAGUACUUCAAGGACACUUGAGCGGAUGAGUACUGGGACAGUGACUCAGUCCUGUACAAGGGUUGAGGGGAUAAAUUGCUCAGAUAGGAACCCAGAGUGCUGGGUUUCCAAAGCCUCGGCCCCUCUGCAUCACGUGCAUACGUUUCUGGGAUGAUCUGUGUCCUCUUUGGGCAAUCACCUCUCUCAUAUUCCUCAUGGUAAAGCAGCUGCCCCAUGCCUAGGAAUUUCCUUAAAUGGCAGAGUUCUUCGGUAGGUGAGGCAGUAGGUUUUGUCUGCCCCUAUCAGCCUCCUGCCCACACCACCACCAGUUGCCCAGCUUCCCCUCUGCAUGGCUACUCUUGCCUGUAUACGAACUGCUUGCUCUUUCUGGCUUUGCCUUCCCUCCAUUCUCCUGGGGAUGCUACUCCCUUUGUCUUGGGUAGUUCUGCGAGAGACUGCUGGGGACAGGCAUGGGAGAAAGCUAGGGCCUUGUGCAUAUUAGACAGCUGUAGAAACAGAUGUGGUCCAAGUAGCCACUGCUAUGACCACUGAGGCAUUGUGCUUGCCUCCUCCUGUCUCUGGCUUUCCCUGUGUAAUGUAAGGAAAUGGAAUGUGUAAAGCCUGGGGCUUAGAGCUGUAGAGCUAGAGUAGUGGUAUAUAGAGAAAUGCUCAGACCUGUAUUGCUGACUGUUACCCAGUUAGGCCAGGACCCUGUAGGGAUGGAAACAGGUCUGCCACCAGGAGCUCUUUGUAAAGUCUCAUCACUACCCUACUGGUAAGGGAUGGGUAACAGGUAGAGGCUGAUAGGAACAAGGAGAGUCCUAUGUGUCAAGAAGGACCCAUGGGGACAGUUUGCCUAAGUCACAUGGCCUGUUGACACCACCUUUCUUUGGAUGCAAGAGUGGCCAGAACCGCUUAGCAGAGGGGCCAGCACAGAGGAGAAGAAGGGGAGGCAGUCAGGUGAUGUUCAUUUCUUAACUCUGCAUCUGUCUUGCUUUCCCCUCCCUGGCUUUCCUCUGCCUGCUCCUGUCACUCCUGGGGGUUUCUUGUGGUGGCAAAGCUCAAGUCUCUGCGAAGCUAAUGACCUGCCUCUGUGUGAAGCUUACUGGAGGCUGGACCUCGACGCAGAUUCUGCUGAUGGCCUCUCAGCCCCUCUUCUGGCGUCCCCGGAGACUGGUGCUGGUCCCUUACAGUCUGCAGCCCCUGUCCACUCCCAUGGUGGUGGCCCUGGCCCUACAGAACACACCUGAGCCUCUUGGGGUACCAUCGCAGGGUAGCCCUCCCUAGGGCCUAGUUUAUCAGAAAGGAAGUGCUGUGGAUACCCAGCACAGCCUAGCUUUUUUCAGUUUUAGCUCCCUUGGGGACUUUGGGAUCAGGAGCCACUGUAGCCUCAGGAACCUGUCCAGGCCAGGGCCAGUUCCCCGUGAUGGUUGGGGAAUGCUGUCCAGUUAUUUACAGCAGGUGGCUCCCUUCCUGACUGCCAGUGGAAGUUUGUCCCAUUGAAGACCUUGAAUAGGGAGGGUGGUUGGUGAUAGGAAGACAGCCUCAGUUUGUUUAGAAUUGUGAGGUAUUCAGUGGACCUUAGUCAAGUCCAGUUACCCAUCCUUAGGUUCAGGUUCUAUAGAGAGCCCUGUCCACUGCCUGCUGCCUGGAGCAUAAAUGUCUCUGCCACAGCUGACUGUCCAAGAUUGUGUGAGAGGCAGCUAGCCAGGGUGUCUUCCUGGAUUCUCCCACCAUUUCCUUCUGCUACUUUUGAGAUGAGACUGUUGAAUAAAACAUUAGCUUUU
Molecule: messenger RNA, 3466 nt
Organism: Mus musculus (house mouse)
Lineage: Eukaryota; Metazoa; Chordata; Mammalia; Rodentia; Muridae
Gene: Med22
Product: mediator complex subunit 22
Exons: 3
Coding region: 228-650 (140 amino acids)
Biological process (GO): regulation of transcription by RNA polymerase II
Cellular component (GO): core mediator complex; mediator complex; nucleus
Molecular function (GO): transcription coregulator activity
Source: RefSeq, marked validated